CAUACCGGUGAGAUUUUACUUUGAAAUUGUUUUUGACCGGAUAUGACGAAUGUGUUCCGCCGACUUUCUGCUCGGUUCGGUUCGUGAAGUUCGGACACUUUUAUAGCGUCAACAGUCACCGAACUUCUCUUAACAGCGACACUUUCCCUCGGGGAUGAACGCGUGAACACUGAACAUGAACGAGUUAAUGUUCUAAGAUUUUAUAGUUUAGAACAUGUUGGACGACAGACAACGUCGUCCUCACUGAAAGAAGAAGAAGAAGAAGAAGAAGAGUGUCAGGAUGGAGCGAGCUCACAGCCUCCUGCUGAACGAGGAGACGUACACUCAGCUGUCUGAACACCAGAGGGCGGAGUUUAUCUUUGAGUGGCUGAAGCACCUGAAGAAGCUGCUGCCGGCCACUGACCGCGUGGACAUCAAACAGAACCAGCAGCGUCUGGUCGACCAGCUGUCGAGCGUUCUGAUUGGCUCGCCGGGGCCGCCCACCCGCUGGCUGCUGGCCCACUGUCUGUCCCUGCUCUACAGCCUGGGAGACCCCAUGUCCUCCAGCCUUUUGGUGGACAGGUGCAAUGACGUCCUCCGCUGCAGAGACGACUCUCCGUCGGCCCUGCCCACACGACUAGCAGCUGUAGCGUGUCUUGGUUCUCUUUAUGAGCAGCUUGGUCGGGUGCUCGUUGGCUCCUUCAGAGAAACUCUGACUGUCCUGCUGAAGGCGAUGAAGAGCGCUGAGUCUCAGGGCCGAUAUGAGAUGAUGUUGAGUCUGGAGAAGAUGCUGCGCGGUUUGGGCGCCAGCGCCGCACCGUGUCACCGCGACGUCUACAAAGCAGCAAGAACCUGUUUGGCGGACCGCUCCAUGGCCGUGCGCUGCGCCGCCAGCAAGUGUUUGCUGGAGCUGCAGCGGGAGGCGGCGUUCCUGUGGACCAGCGAGCUGGACAACGUGGCCACGCUCUGCUUCAGGGCCUUCGAGGGCUCCAACUACAACGUCAGAGUUUCAGUCGCCAAACUGCUGGGAACGCUGUUGGCUGCCGCCAUGGAGCCGCGUCAGCCUGCCGGCCCCAGACAGGGUGGGCGGGGUCGAAGUUCCCUGGAGGAGGUGAUGGAUUUGUUGACAGCGGGCUUCCUGCGUGGCGGGGCGGGUUUCCUCCGAGUCAGUGGAGACAUGCUGAAGGGGACGAGCUCCGUCGGGAAGGAAGUUCGCAUCGGUGUCACUCAGGCCUGCGUCGUCCUCGUCUCUGCCCUGGGAAGCUCGUGGCUGGAGUUGAACUUCCCCGCCUUUCUGUCUCUGCUGAUGGAGCUGGCGUCUCACAGCAGAGCCACGCAGACGCCGGGCGACGCCACGGUGACCCGCCACUGUGUCUCCUUCGCCUUGAGGAGCACGUUGGGUUCCCUGCUGGGAGAGAAGGCUCAGAUCAAUGCCGUCACACAGCUGUGUGCCGCCGUGGCAACGCAGAACCGAGCCAUCGAUGCAGCAAUGACUGAUGGGAACAUGGAGACCAGAGUGUCGUCCUCGGAUGUCUCAGCCAGUCAACAUGUCCUCGUCUGCUGUCUCCUGGAGCUCGGAAGACUCGUUCAGGGACUGGGCUCCAUGGCCACACCCCUCCUGACUGACAGCAGCACAGCCCUUCUGGACACAGUGACCUCCGCCCUCCUUCACCCCGCCUCCUCUGCUCGGCUCGCUGCCGCCUGGUGCCUGCGCUGCGUUGUCACGGCGAUGCCGUCCCAGUGUUCCCCGCUGCUGGACCUCUGCUCCGAGCGGCUGGUGGCGCUGAAGUCGUCGCCUGAGGCCGUGGUCGGCUACGCAGCCGCCAUCGCUGCCCUGGUGGCCUCUGUGCAGCACUGCCCUCUGGGAAUACCACACACCAAGGGCAAGGUGGUUCUGGCUCUGGCUGAGCAGCUGCUCCGCUCCGCCUCUCACAGCAGUCGUAUGUCAGUGCAGAGGACUCAGGCCGGGUGGAUGCUCGUCUCCGCCCUCGUCACUCUGGGCCCUGCUGUGGUCGGGCAUCACCUCCCCCGCCUCCUCCUCCUGUGGCGCUGUGUGUUUCCUGCCUCACUGAGGGAACAGGAGAUGGAGCUGCAGCGAGGAGAUUUCUUCACGUGGCAGGUCACUCUGGAGGGACGAGCAGGAGCGCUGUGCGCGAUGAAGAACCUGCUGCUUCACUGCAGAGAUCUGGUCACUGAUGACAUCACGGCUCGUCUGCUCACACCUGUGUGCUGUGCUGUGUCGCUCCUCACCAGGUUACCUGCUCUCCUCAGGUCUCACAGUUCAGUCAGAAGCUGUUCAAUCAUCUACAGACUCAGAGUCUAUGAGCUGCUCACUCUGCUGCCAACACACACUUACCAAGAGAGCGUUGGUGUGGUCAUGAACCAGCUGGUGUCUGAUCUGUCGGGUCAGGAGAACCUGAACCAGCCGUGUUCAGACCUCACACUGCUGCCCCCUCUCUGUCACCAUGACGACCUGCCGCUGGUUGGCCCCGCCCUCCUGGACACUGACCACAGAUACCUGGAGGAACAGCUCUACGGCAGCAGUGUGGGCGGAGCUUCUCUGGACAACGACCCUUUCAGUCUGUGUGACAGGAGUGGCGGCACUCCCGCUGCGCCCCUCCCACCUCCCGUCACUCUGACCGCCACCGCUGUCCGUCUCUUUGGCGCCAUUUACCCUCAUAUCAUCUCUGCUCAGAGAGUGAAGAUACUGGAGCAGUUUGUGGACACAGUGAACAAACUGAAGGGUCAGCGGCAGCAGACAGUCCAGACUCAUGUCUGUGCUGCCCUCUGCAGUCUGCUCAAGCUCCAGGGCAGCACUCAGAGCAGCACUCAGAGCAGCACUCAGAGCAGCCUGGGGCCAGAGGACAUCCGUGCCCCGGCGCUGUCCCUCCUGACGGGGGCGCUGGAGAGCGUCAGUCCUCUGCUGCGCUGCCUGGCUGCUGAAGGUCUGGCCCGGCUGGUGCAGGUGGUCAGAGACCCCGGCUUCACCGUCUCCAUCUCUCUGCUCUGCUUCGACAGGCUGAAGACGUCUCGGGACGCGGCGUCUCGCUGCGGCUACGCUCUGGCUCUGGGGACGCUGCACCGUUACACUGGACGGAUCAGCUCUCCUCAACAUCUGUCCACGUCCCUCGGAGUCCUGUUCACACUGAGCCAGGACAGCACCUCACCUGAAGUCCAGGCCUGGUCUCUCCACAGUCUGUCUCUGGUGGUGGACCUGUCCGGCGGCCUGUACCAUGUCCACGCAGAGCCGUCUUUCACUCUGGUGCUGCGACUGCUGCUAUCGGCUCCGCCCACUCACCCUGAGGUCCACUACAGCCUGGGACGCUGUCUGUACACACUGAUCACAUGUCUGGGUCCUGACCUACAGGGUAACACACACACACACAUUCUCAGGGAGUUCAAAUCCAGAGAGGUCCACGUAGAGACCAUGACCAUGUCUAAAGUUAGUGUUCAACUCUACUGUGUAAACACAGAGACUGUCCUCCUCUGUGGAGGAUCUCCAGAGAACGUCCAGAGUGACGUGUCUGAGCGUCCACACGCGGUCGUCCCUCAGCAGCCGUGUGCAGCAGAGCAGCUGGACGCUCGCUGA
This is a messenger RNA of Solea senegalensis (Senegalese sole), 3568 nucleotides long. RefSeq names its product HEAT repeat-containing protein 5A-like. Gene Ontology annotation, biological process: intracellular protein localization; endocytosis; retrograde transport, endosome to Golgi. The coding region runs from base 281 to 3568 and encodes 1095 amino acids. The transcript is spliced from 22 exons. The record is from RefSeq and is a predicted model, not a curated record. NCBI's taxonomy places the organism in Eukaryota, Metazoa, Chordata, Actinopteri, Pleuronectiformes, Soleidae. Gene Ontology annotation, cellular component: membrane; endocytic vesicle; Golgi apparatus.